AUGUCGGGCGAAGCGUGGUUAUACCUGCUCGCCGUCCUCAUAAAUGCCGUCAAUCUCUUCCUGCAGGUCUUCUUCACUAUCAUGUACAGCGAUCUCGAAUGUGACUACAUCAACCCCAUCGACCUCUGCAACCGCCUAAACACGUACAUCGUCCCCGAGGCUGCCGUACAUGCCUUCCUUACCUUCUUAUUCCUUAUCAACGGCUACUGGCUAGCAUUGGUGUUGAAUCUACCUCUCCUGGCAUUCAACGCAAAGAAAAUUGUUGAAAACCAACAUCUCCUAGAUGCGACCGAAAUCUUCCGCAAAUUGAAUGUCCACAAAAAGGAAUCUUUCAUCAAGCUCGGCUUCCACCUCGUUAUGUUCUUCUUCUACCUCUAUAGCAUGAUCGUUGCCCUUAUCCGGGACGAGUCGACAUAG
Cyphellophora europaea CBS 101466 is the source of this 417-nucleotide messenger RNA. RefSeq lists its product as uncharacterized. NCBI's taxonomy places the organism in Eukaryota, Fungi, Ascomycota, Eurotiomycetes, Chaetothyriales, Cyphellophoraceae. The record is from RefSeq and is a predicted model, not a curated record. Gene Ontology annotation, biological process: endoplasmic reticulum to Golgi vesicle-mediated transport. The coding region runs from base 1 to 417 and encodes 138 amino acids. The transcript has 4 exons. Gene Ontology annotation, cellular component: COPII-coated ER to Golgi transport vesicle; endoplasmic reticulum membrane.